AUGUAUAUCGAGCUAUUACAGAAAUCCAACAAGAUUUAUCUAGAGAAUAGUAUUUUACAAAAAAUUAAUUUAGAAACAAAUGAAAAUAUAGUAAUGGAUAUUGAUAAUACUGAAAUUGUUGAAGAAGUUACAAAAUCAACAGGAAAGGCAGCAUAUAGGUCAUUAAAAGACAUUUUAUCAUAUAUUAUUCCUUUUUUAAUUCAUAAAAGAAUUCUUCAAUUAUCAGAUCCAACUUUAUAUAUCUGA
Cetraspora pellucida is the source of this 246-nucleotide messenger RNA. Lineage: Eukaryota; Fungi; Glomeromycota; Glomeromycetes; Diversisporales; Gigasporaceae. The record is from the annotation of a GenBank genome assembly.